UCCAUGGCCUCUCCCAUCAUGACUGAGCAUGGUCUGUCUCCAGGGCCCGUCAACGGUUGCUCUUCUUCCUCCAUCCCCCAGCCCAAUGCAGGCAACAGCAGCAAGCCCUGGAGGAGUAAGUCCCUGAACGUCAAGCACAGCGCCACCUCCUCCAUGCUGUCCGUCAAGCAGGACCCUCCCACCAGGCAGCCCGUGGCCCCGCCCCUAGAGGUCCCCCCUAAAGUCAUUGCCCAGAAGUCCAUGCUGGAGAAACUCAAGCUUUUCAACACCAAAGGAACCUCCAAGGCAGCUGGAGUCCUGACUGACAGUCCGACGGGGAAGGAGACGGAGGCGAAGGAGGUGCGCCCCACCGGCGUGGAUCCCCUGGAAGAGGCGGAUGGGAACUCCCGGCCCCCCAGCGCCAUGGCAACCAGCCCCAAACUGGCCCUGAAGGGGAUUGCCCAGCGCACUUUCAGCCGGGCCCUCACCCCCAGGAAGAGCUCUCUGAAGACUGGGGAGGAGAAAGACAAGGCCAGGCUCAAGAAGAGAGACAAGGCCCAGGAGGAAGGCUCCAAGUGGGGGUCAGUCACAGAGCAGGAGGUACCCAGGGACAACACCAGGCAGGAGGUAGAAGGUUCAGACGCAGCGGAGCCCAAGAGGAAUGCCAAGAUCACUAGCUUCAUCCCAAAAGGAGGCAAGGCUGGCAGUGGCACAAAGGAGAGCUCAGCCUCAGCAGCACACAGUGGAAUACCAAAGCCAGGUUCCAAGGCAGGGAAGACCUCUUCUGGUCGAGAUGGAGAGAGGCCCCGCACUUUGAGGGCCUGUGGGGGAGGUGGUCUCUCGGUGCACAAGGGCCAGCUGGACAACAGAAGCUCCUGCUCCAGCCUCGCUGCCUCUGAAGGGAGGUCUCACUAUCACCACACCAACGGAGUGCCCCCAGUCGCUACCACAGCCAGCAACACCAUCAGUGUUCAGCUACCUCAUCCUCAACAGCAAUACAACCACCCCAACACUGCUACUGUUGCACCAUUCAUGUACAGGUCUCAGCCAGAUGUGACCGGAACAGACAUGAUGAUGGAGGCAGCAGGGUCACUGGAGUGUCACAGAGAGACUGCAGCCUACAGCAAAUCAGCACACAACUCCCUGGAGGACCUCACAGGUGAAGACCCUGAGGCCAGGCGCUUGCGGACGGUGAAGAACAUUGCCGAUCUGAGGCAGAACCUGGAAGAGACCAUGUCCAGCCUGAGGGGAACACAGAUCAGCCACAGUACCCUGGAGACCACCUUUGACGGCAGCGUCACCACAGAGGUCAGCGGGAGAGGCAUGCUCAACCUGUCCCCCCGCCCCAACCCAACGCUGCCCUGGCGACUGGGCCCCUCCAGCCCCCGUCUGCAGGCGGGCGAUGCCCCCUCAGUGGGGAAUGGGUAUGAGGUGGCAACACGGGGCAGUGCCAGUCGCAUGGUGAGCCCCGAGAGCGGGCUCUACCUCCGCGGCAGGCAGACACCAGGCCAGGAGAGGAACAGUGUGUGUGAGCUGGACCCGCCAGAUAAGAUGGAGGAGCUGGAGGGCAUCGCCAUGGAGACCACGGGGUACAUGAGCGACGGUGACGUGCUGGGGAAGAAUCUCCGCAUGGACAAAGUCUCCAGUGGCUACAUGACGGACGGCGGGCUGAGCCGGUACACCCACUGCCUCAACCGCCUGCCAGAUGGCAUGGCCGCCGUCCGAGAGACGCUCCAUCGCAACACAUUCAAGGGCCAAGGGGACGCCACUGACAGUUGGGACGACAGCAGCUCGGUGAGCAGUGGGAUCAGUGACACCGUCGACACAGAUGACAUCAACACCAGCUCCUCAAUCAGCUCCUAUGUCAACACUCCGUCCAUCUCCUGCAAGGACCUAGAGGGACAGACGGACGCGGAGAAGCACUCAGCCGUCGAGCAGAACUCUGUGUGGUCCGGCAGCGACGAGAUCAAGAGGUCAGACGGGAGCUCGGACAGCGGGUUCAAAAUGGAAUCGGGCUCCAAGUGGUGCCGCCGCCCCUCAGACAUGUCGGACGAGUCGGGCAGGAGCUCCUCGGACCGCAAAACGCCUUCCAUGGCCCACACGGGCUCCUGGAGGCGAGGCCUGAGUGCCCAGGUGGGCGUGACCUCGCCCAGGACCAAGGCACCUGUCACGCCAGUCUGCGGCACGCUGAAGACCCAUGGGACAGGUAAAACGGACGACACCAAGGUGUCUGAGAAGGGCCAGCAUCAUCUCUCGCCCCGGGCCAACAGCAGCAUGCAGCGCUCCCCAUCAGACACGGGCCGCAGCAGUGGAGACGAAGCCAAGAAGCCCCCCUCCACCUCCAGCUCCAGCCGCACCCCCACCACCAACACGUUUGGCUUCAAGAAGCACGCAGGAGGAGGUAUGACCAUGGUGACAGCCAGCGGAGUCACCAUCACCAGUGGCUCUGCCACCCUGGGGAAGAUCCCCAAAUCAGUGCAGCUUCACGGGGGUCGGGGUCUUGGUCGCCAGGCCAGUGUGGAUGAUGGCUACCUGCCUGUGAGCUCCCACUCCACCCUGCAGUACCGCAGCCUCCCCCGGCCCAGCAGAGCCUCUGGCGGGGUUCGCAGCGCCAACCGCUCCUCCAGCACCAGCAUCGAGUCCAACCUCAGCUCCAGGUCCAACACGCACCACGGCCCCAAAAGCCGCAGCCAAGUCCCCAAGCCCAGCGCCGGUGGCAUCCCCCUGCCUGGCUCGGGAUCUAACCAGACAGACAAGGAGAAGGGGGUGUCCUCUGAAGCCAAUCCCAUGGCCCAGGGCUCAGCAACUCUGCCCCCUCAAGGAGCCAGGCAGCCAGGGGGAAAGUACCCAGACAUCUCCUCCCCUACUCUGCGCAGACUGUUCGGAGGCAAGCAGGGCAAGCAGCAGGCCCCAGUCACCACCGCAGAGAACAUGAAGAACUCCACCGUCAUCUCCAACCUCCACGCCAACUCUGGCCAGCAGGGCGGCGCUCUGGACUCCCCCUCGGCCAGUAGCGGGGGCAGUAGCCCUCUGUAUGGGGGUGGAGGUCGUCUGGGUGUGGAGGCCCACUCCCUCUCCCCCCUGGCUUCCAGCCCCGGCUCGACCCUGUCCACCCCCUCCCACAGCCUGGCCUGGAGCAGCACCCUGAGCAGGGACACCCUGAGCCCCGGCUACCCCUCCCUUAGCAGCCUUGCCACCAGCAGCGAGUCCAUCGACGUGUCCCUGGGCAGCGGUGGCCACGGACACCACGGCCAUGGUCACGACACACUGCCAGCCUGCGUCAGGAACAACGGCAUCAAAACGGGAAUCUCAGAAAGGUACGGCCACCUGCCCCAGCUGCGUAGUCAUGACGACCCCCGGGACUGGCUGCGUUCCCACUCUGCAGGAGGUCUUCAGGAGUCUGCCGGCAGCUCCCCCUUCUCCCCCGCUUCCAGCCUCACCUCGCCCUCCGGAGCCCGCUUCAAUUUCUCCCAGCUUGGCAGCCCUACCACAGCUGCACAGAUCAACCUGGCCAACCUCCGCAGCGGCCUGGCCAAUCAGGAAGGGCCGUAUGACCCGUACAGUGAACGCCUGAGGAACUCGUCCAUGUCUCUGGAGGAGAAGAGUCGCACCAUGAGCAGCUCUGGGUCCUUCAGGGAUGGACUAGAGGAGGUCCACGGCUCCUCUCUGUCUCUAGUGUCCAGCACUUCCUCUGCCCACUCCAUGCCGGAGGAGAAAUCUCAGUCGGAGAUUCGUAAGCUGCGGAGAGAAUUGGACGCUUCCCAGGAGAAGGUGUCCGGUUUGACCACUCAGCUGAGUGCUAAUGCUCACCUGGUAGCAGCGUUUGAGCAGAGCUUGGGGAACAUGACCAUCCGACUCCAGGGCCUUACCACCACGGCUGAGCAGAAAGAUUCUGAGCUGAACGACCUGAGGAAGACCGUAGAGCACAUGAAGAAGCAGAACACAGCAGCCCAGGCAGCCAUCGACGGUGUCAUCAACCUGCCAGAGCUCACCUGCAAAGGUGAUAGGCCAGCCUCAGACAAUGGAAGCCCCCAGUCUCAGCAGGAUCUGUGUAUCCGCAGACAGCACUCGUCUGACAGUGUGUCUAGCAUCACCAGCGCCACCAGCCACUCCAGCGUGGGCAGCAACUUGGAGCUGGACGCCAAGAACAAAAAGACGAGGAAGAACUGGCUGCGGAGCUCUUUCAAGCAGGCAUUUGGGAAGAAGAAGUCGUCCAAGUCUGCGUCCUCCCACUCCGACGCAGAAGAGAUUGCCGACUGUUCCCUGCCCUCCUCCCCCAAGCUAACUGCAUAUAACGGCUCCACCGCCUCAACACCCAUGAUCCGGAACUCCCACUCCAACUCUCUGAUCUCAGAGUGCACAGACAGCGAGGCGGAGACGGUGAUGGCGCUCCGCAGCGAGCUCCGAGACAAGGACAUGAAGCUGACUGACAUACGCCUGGAGGCCCUCAGCUCCGCCCACCAGCUGGACCAGCUCAGGGAGUCCAUGAACCGCAUGCAGGGUGAGAUAGAGAGGCUGAAGACAGAGAACGACUGUAUGAAGAUGGAGAGUCAGGGCAGCUGCAGCAGAGCAGCCUCACAAGCCUCAGUGGCCUCACCCUCAGCGGGCCAGUCACAGCAUAGCCUCGCUCUAACAGAGUCCACCAGCCUCGACAUGUUGUUGGAGGACAACGGGGACGGUAGCUCACGGAAAGAAGGACGACACGUCAAGGUGGUCGUAACUCUAGAUGAGGAUGCCAAGUGGAAAGAGGAGCGUAGACCUCGUCAGUUCCUGAUUGGGUGCAUUGGUGUCAGUGGGAAAACCAAAUGGGAUGUGCUGGAUGGGGUGGUCAGACGUCUCUUUAAGGAGUACAUUAUCCACGUGGACCCAGUGAGCCAGCUGGGUCUAAACUCAGACAGUGUCCUGGGCUAUAGCAUCGGGGACAUCCAUCGCACACGUGGGACUGACACCCCUGAACUCCUGCCCUGUGGAUACCUCGUUGGAGACAGUGACACCAUCUCUGUCUCUCUCAAAGGUGUGUGUGAGCACAGCCAAGACGACUUGGUGUUUGAGACGCUGAUCCCCAAACCCCUGCUGCAGCGCUACGUGUCCCAGCUCCAUGAGCACCGUAGGAUCAUCCUGUCUGGCCCCAGUGGCACCGGGAAGAGUUUCCUGGCCAGCCGAUUGGCCGAACACAUAGUGCUGAGGGAAGGGAGAGAGGUCACCGACGGGACCAUUGCCACGUUCAACGUAGACCACAAGUCCAGCAAGGAGCUGCGUCAGUACCUGUCUAACCUGGCUGACCAUUGCAACAGUACGAGUCAUGGGGUGGACAUGCCCCUGGUGGUAAUACUGGACAACCUGCACAACGUCAGCUCUCUAGGAGAGGUCUUCAAUGGCCUGCUCAGCUGCAAGCACCACCAAUGUCCUUAUAUCAUUGGAACAAUGAACCAGGCUACAUCAUCCACUCCCAACCUGCAGCUUCAUCAUAACUUCAGGUGGGUGCUGUGUGCCAACCACACUGAGCCAGUGAAGGGCUUCCUGGGUCGGUUCCUGAGGAGGAGGCUGAUGGAGACGGAGAUCAGCAGCCGACAGCGCAACGCUGAGCUGGUGAGGAUCAUCGAGUGGAUCCCUACUGUCUGGCAUCACCUCAACCGCUUCCUGGAGUCCCACAGCUCCUCGGACGUCACCAUCGGGCCUCGCCUCUUCCUGUCUUGUCCCAUGGAUGUGGAGGGAUCCAGAGUGUGGUUCACAGAUCUGUGGAACUAUUCCAUCAUUCCCUACAUGCUGGAGGCUGUCCGAGAGGGGCUGCAGAUGUAUGGGAGGAGAGCUCCGUGGGAGGAUCCAGCACGGUGGGUGAUGGAGAGCUACCCCUGGGCAGCCAGCCCCCUGCAGCACGAAUGGCCCCAGCUGCUGCAGCUCCGGCCAGAGGACGUAGGCUUCGAUGGAUACUCCAUCUCCAAAGAUGGCUGUCCCAGAAAACAGCUUCCCCAGGGAUGCACAGACGGAGAUCCCCUGAUGAACAUGCUGAUGAGGUUAAAGGAGGCAGCCCACUGCUCCGGCAGCACUCAGAGUUACGACAGCGACUCCAACAGCAACCAGGAUCCCCAUGAAGACAACAUGCUGGAUUCACCACUGGAGUACACACUAUGAGUCUCCCUCUGUCGGCUAGUACUCACUCUGGGAAACAUCCUAAAGGAACAUACCUUUUGCGUUAAUCAUCCAUUGAUAUGAGGUUCAAUGUUCGGUUAUGUAUUUCAAGUUAGAAUUUGACCUCUGCGAUUUCAUGUCUUUAGGCAGUCAGAGCAUCUUAUCUACCAGUUGUAACUCACUAUUUACACUGUGUACUGAUACAUAAUAGAAUAAAUAGAUUUACUGGGUGGAGGUAACCCGAGAUGAAAAACCCAGUCGAAGUUCAAUAACCUGAAUAAUUUCAACUCAGUAUUUCUACUGUUUUCAGUGUUUAUUAGGAGUCUGUUUACAGUCCCAGACAAAGACACUCAGCCAUAUAAAUGAAUGACGUAGUUUAUGAGGCAUCAAACCAGUUGCCUUGACUGUGACCUAACCUAGGCUAUAGCUAUGUGGUCCAAACUGAGUAGCAAAAACUGUACAUACAUUCACUCAGCUUCACAGAGCUUGACCUGUGUGCAUUUUCUUAGUGAAGAGACAUCUUUUUGGUGCUUAACUUUCAAAUGAUGCCUUGCUACCUUUAUAACAACGGUGGUCACAUGCAUUGACAAUGCCUUUGAUAUACUUGAUUUCUAUAGAGGCGGUGCAGAGUUUAGGGGCUGCUAACAUGCUCAUACUUUGAUGAAAAUGACUCCACAUCGUUUAUGUGCAGCUAGCUGGUAGCGAAAAGGUCUAGGCUUUUGUUAUGGAUAUCUUGAAAUCAGUGAUACUUUUAGGAUUUUUGGUGCUCUCCUGAGGAAGAUGAGAACUUUACACCUCAUGAGCGUUUCAAACAGUAUCCCAAAAGCCCUAGUUUGUCUUUUGUUCAGCUCUAGACAGAGCUCCAUCCCUGCAUGAAAUGUUCCAACACAGUGUUUCCCUAUAUAGAGGCACAUUGGACAUAUAGACCCACAUCUGAAAGGUCUCUGGCUAGAAAAGGAUCAGAGCGACUGCAUGGCUUUGAGACGGAGGCGGGCAUGUCUAGUCGCUCACUCUGAAGAAUUAGCACCGGUUCCAUUUGCGUCCAGUGUUAAUGGGAUCCUCUGUGUUGCUGUAUUGGAGUGACUAGGCUUUAUUCCCUCAUAAGAUGGAGUAUUCUUAGAGCAGCUUACUCUACUAAGAGGUACCACUUUGGUUGCUCCCCCUCACAAUGUCCCCAUUAUCUGUCAGUGUUGUUGCUAUUCAUCCCAUGAGUGUUCUUAGUAACAAAUUCUUUGCAACAUUCAUUUGGAACUUUCGACUGAAACCAAAACAGUUUACUUCUAUUUUUAAGUAUUGUCAAGAUUUGUAUUGCAGGUACAUUGAUCUGUGAAUAUUUUUGCAAGGUUUGAAUUUUCACUAGCAUAUCUUACUGGACUGUAAAGGGUGGUGCAAGCACAAAUCAAAAUGGUUGUUUGUCUUUUCUUGGUCCCACACAGUUAGGAUGUUGGAAUGAUGUGAAAGGUAUGCUAUUGAAUCUAGUGGUUGAUAAUUGUUGAAUUCUUUGAUAUGUGAAUUUUGUUUAUGCACAUUUUUAUUUUGUAAUGUGAAGAUGUACACAUUUGAUCUGAAUGCCACGUUUUCAAAACAUUUUCUAUACAUCUUUUACUGAACUACAGAGUAAUGUGUGUAGGCCUACAGUUAGGUUUCCUCCAUAGGUUGUUCCUUUCUCUAUAAGAGUGAAAAACUAUGAGACUGUGAGAAUAAAUCUGGUCCCAAUACUGUACUUUCCAUCUUUCAUAUUUUUUUAUUCAUAGAGAAAUCAAUAAACCAGUGUUUAUUUAUUAA
Molecule: messenger RNA, 7893 nt
Organism: Salvelinus namaycush (lake trout)
Lineage: Eukaryota; Metazoa; Chordata; Actinopteri; Salmoniformes; Salmonidae
Product: neuron navigator 2-like
Exons: 30
Coding region: 4-6111 (2035 amino acids)
Biological process (GO): nervous system development; neurogenesis
Molecular function (GO): ATP hydrolysis activity
Source: RefSeq, a predicted model, not a curated record